Grosmannia clavigera kw1407 is the source of this 1041-nucleotide messenger RNA. RefSeq lists its product as uncharacterized. The transcript has 5 exons. The record is from RefSeq and is a predicted model, not a curated record. NCBI's taxonomy places the organism in Eukaryota, Fungi, Ascomycota, Sordariomycetes, Ophiostomatales, Ophiostomataceae. The coding region runs from base 1 to 1041 and encodes 346 amino acids.
AUGAAGGACUUCCUUACCGUGACUUCUGCAGUCAUCUGCUUCUUUACCUUCGUCCCACUUGUCAUCGGUCUCCUCCUCUCUGACCUGGUCUGCUUCACUGUCAAGAAGACAGUUGGUCACAUCUACCCGAUCAUCGAUGGACAUCUGGCCGGGAGAUUCCUGAGCUACGAUGUGGCUAAGAUGAUGAUCUCGUUGCUGGUCCGAUUUGUCAUCUUCAUCUCGAGUGAUGGCACUUCCAAGAACCAAGCCAGCACCUCCCACCCCGGAGACAUCAAAGCCACACCUGCCAUCGUUGAGUUGAACUCGGCUGAGCCUGCUGAUACGCAGACCACAGGCAACACCGAAAUAUACGGUGUCGUGGAGCUUUCUGCAUCAGAGGUGCAGGAGCCGAAGACAGCCCACAAGAAUGUGGAGUCUGUGAUUGUGAACGUCGACAUUUCUGAACUUCUGAGUCAGACUAUCAAAGAGUUCCUGUCUCUUGAUGGCUUUGUCAACUCCAUCUACCAGACCGGGGUCGACGAAGAUGCUAUGUCUGCUACUUCCAAGGACAGUGACUCUGAUUCUGAAUCCUUCCACUCCUUCACUACAGACUCUGAUGACGAGUCUGAUUCCACUGAAGAGAGCAUCGCUAGCCAGGUCUUCAAAGAAGAACUAGCAGCAACGACGAGCAUUUCCAACAUAGGCAUUGCCGUCACAACCUCCAUCACUGCCACCUCCUCUGUCGACUGCAGCUUUGAGUUGCCCCCUACGAUCUCGUGCGAGGAAAACUUGGCUGAUGCAGCUGAAAGCAUUCACCUGCGGACUGUGGACUUCCUCGAUGACGUGGAUGAGGCAUGGCGAGUUUGGGACCGAUACAACGAGAUUUCAUUGCCCAAAUGCAGAUGGAUUUUGCUAGACAUCCCGGACGUUUUCGGUGACUGCCGCGGGCCAGUCUUGAAGCUGACAACGCCUGAAGGGAAAGUCAAGUAUCCUCAGGACAUGCGCAUCUACGAUGCCGUUCGCAGCUGGGCUGACGAAGACGUCGACGAAGAUGGCUACUGA